UCUUACGACUAAUUCUAGGAAUAAACGAAGCAUGGGCUCCGCCGCCCAUGCUCCUCAUACUUUCAUGUCUCAUGCCCUUUACCUCGGUCGAAUCAUUGCAUCGAUUCCUCAGACCAUCCGCAAAUUUCUCGAAUACGAUAGAUGGAGGAAAUGAGGAAAAUAUUUCGAUGGAUGGAGAGGACUUUGACCCGUAUAUGUUGGAUUCUCCUGUUGAAGAUAGAAUUUCAGCUGCGGGAGGCAGUUCAGGGUCAGAUGCCAUAACUCCAUCUUCAAAUAAUGUUCAACAGAACUGGCUCCCAACACACAUCCCUCCAGCAAACUCGAUGGAAUCCAAUUUUGUUCCAGAAGUCACCCCCCGCUCAUUCGAAUUAAGCAGCUUCGAUCCCAGCAACGGCAACUUUGGUUUCACAGGACAUGAGCCCCUCAUUUUCGAGAACGAUGAUCUUCACUAUUUCGACAACGAUUCAUUCACUUUUCCCACUACCUCGGACGAGAACAUCUCAUUCAUCUCGAACCCCGGACACAUUUCAGUAACUCCGCCAUUGUAUAGAUCGGGCACUCAAACUAUGGGCCAUGAAUCGAAUCUUAUGGACUUUCCUGCGGAUUAUACGAGCAUCAUACGACAAGAGAGUACCUCUCCUAGCGAGGACGUAAUAUCCAACAACGAGAAUCACGAUCCUCCUACCAACAGCCUUCCCCACGGCAACUCUGAAAGCAUCCCUACUCUCCACCCUCAACCGAACUCCCAAGGCCGCUUCUCCUGCAACAGCCCAGGCUGUACCCGAUCGUAUAAGCGCUACCCCGAAUUGAAGCGCCACAGAGAAACGCAUUCUGGGACCAACCCUCCACAUCCUUGUAGCUUCUUACGCUGCAAUCGUGCGGGUGCAAAUGGAUUUCGGAGGAGGGAUCAUUUGAGGCAGCACUUGAAGCACGUCCAUAAUAUCACAAUUUGAGAAGGAGAAGGGGGGUUUCGGGGAUUUGUUUUAGGAGUUAAUGCGGAUUGGCUAUGAUUUAUUGUUGUUUGUCCUUACUUUAUGUUUUCAUUUCUGAGGAGGGAAGGGGCGCUGGAUUGGCGAAUCUAUGAUUGCAAUUACAACUCACUUUCGUCUACACGAAGUCUAUCAAGUUCAAUGUUCCUUCC
This is a messenger RNA of Hyaloscypha bicolor E, 1141 nucleotides long. RefSeq lists its product as uncharacterized. NCBI's taxonomy places the organism in Eukaryota, Fungi, Ascomycota, Leotiomycetes, Helotiales, Hyaloscyphaceae. The transcript has 6 exons. The record is from RefSeq and is a predicted model, not a curated record. Bases 48 to 953 code for a protein of 301 amino acids.